Messenger RNA from Austrofundulus limnaeus, 411 nucleotides. Its product is annotated as fibulin-7. The record is from RefSeq and is a predicted model, not a curated record. NCBI's taxonomy places the organism in Eukaryota, Metazoa, Chordata, Actinopteri, Cyprinodontiformes, Rivulidae.
AAUCUUGCCCAAAGCCUGACCCCCCGGCUCACGGUCGCAGACUGGGCCGGGUGUUUGAGGUGGGACAUGAGGUACACUUCCUGUGUAAGCCUGGCUAUGAGCUAAUUGGUCCACGAACACGUGUAUGUCUGGACACUUUGAAGUGGAGCGGUCAGCAGCCCAUGUGCAGAUACCUGAAUGUCACCACCAGCUCCUUGGCUUCACUUUCAUCACCUGCUUUGUCCUUCACCAUUUCUGCUGCCUCAUCUUCCUCUUCCUCAGCAACGUCACCUUCUCUACUAUCACCUCCAACAUCUUCCUCUCCUUCCUCCUCCAUCCGACCCUCCAACUGUACACAUUUUCUGGGCUCAACACACUGCACCUGUGACGUUGGUUUCACCAUAUCAGGACGCGACAACCAAAUCUGCACAG